AUGACUGAUGCACCAGUGGCUGCAAGGCGCAUACUAAUUUUGCCAGUGAAUCAGUAUGCUUAUGGCCACUGUUGGAAAGCAUUUGCACUCCUGCUUCUACACAGUGUGGUGUGCCCAAUACCAUUUCACACAUCCAGAAAUAGUGGCCAUUUUCUGGCAAAAGCCAAACAUUUACAUUGUCAAGGGAUCUUGUGUGGCAACCAAGGAGAUGACUCAUAUGGAUUUGCUCAUGGUAUCAUGGGUAACUUGAAUGUACUUCAACCUGUAUGUGGUGAGGAGCGGCAAUAUUCCUGCAAUGAGUGUGGUGAAUUAUUCAGUCACCAGAUAAUUCUGAGAGCACAUCAGCGCAUACGUAGUGGGGAGAAGCCUUAUUGUCGUGAUGGAUGGAAGAAGUCGUUUAAAAAGCAGAGUCAUCUGAAGACACAUUAG
Messenger RNA from Cryptotermes secundus, 429 nucleotides. Its product is annotated as zinc finger protein 665-like. The record is from RefSeq and is a predicted model, not a curated record. Gene Ontology annotation, molecular function: RNA polymerase II cis-regulatory region sequence-specific DNA binding; DNA-binding transcription factor activity, RNA polymerase II-specific. Bases 1 to 429 code for a protein of 142 amino acids. Gene Ontology annotation, biological process: regulation of transcription by RNA polymerase II. The transcript has 3 exons. Lineage: Eukaryota; Metazoa; Arthropoda; Insecta; Blattodea; Kalotermitidae.